AUGCCGAAAAGGAAAAAUUCUGCAGCUUCAAACGCUACAAAAAAGCGCCGAAUCGAUACGGUAGAAAGCAAUGAAAAAGAAAAUUAUGUUGAAGCGGUGUUCAUUCCUAACCCAGAUGACUCCAGUGAAUCUGAUGCCGGUCAUUCUGAAAAUGAACUGAGUUCUGAAGAAGAUAUGGACAUAGAUUACGAUGAGAUUCCUGUCCAAUCCUACGAAAAAGUAUCAGAAAAUUAUUCUGCAAAGCAAAAAAAGUUAGAAGAUGGACAUGUAUAUAAAUGGGUUGAUGAAGAGAUGAAAUAUAAUGAAAAUUUACGUAUCAUCAUAUUCACUAUGUUUAACAAAAGACUAUCACAAAGAUAUUACUGGUCUACGGAUCCUUUGCUAAGAUCUGAACCAGUGGCUAAAGCUAUGGGUCGACAGGAAUUUGAAAAAAUAAAAUCCCAAAUAAAGUUUCAUAAACUAGCUGACGAAGAUCCUGGUGAUAAAGCAUGGCGCGUACGCCAGCUUCUAAAUAUUUUCAACAAAAAUAUCAAACAGUUUGGUUACUUUUGCACAGCUCUUUGCGUUGAUGAGAUGAUGAUAAAAUUCUAUGGGAAAAUUUGUUUCAAGCAGUUUAUUCAAGCUAAACCAAUACGAUUUGGUAUCAAAGAAUGGGCAUUAUGCGGCUCAAAUGGGUAUCUGUUUCACUUUGACAUUUACUGCGGAAAAAAUGCCAAAGAAGAAUUUUUACCCAAAAUUGCUCAAGGUAGCCGCGUUGUAUUGCAGAUGCUUCGAGAUUUUUUCCUAAAUACUUCUCCACGAAAUAGACGUCAAUAUCAUGUCUACUUCGACAACUUAUUUUGCUGUCCUGAUCUACUCGUGCACUUGAAAAAUCAAUAUUUGCGAGCGACUGGCAUAGUUAGGAAAGAUAGAAUUCAAGAGUCUCAUCAAAUCGACGCAAAAGCUCCAAGAGGUACGACCAAAGCAAAACACGUUCAAAAUAGUGGUAUGAACUUCAUUACCGUUGUCGAUUCGAAACCAGUUUCGCUUCUGUCUACAGCUGCUGGCAUUACACCAACUUCAAAU
This is a messenger RNA of Belonocnema kinseyi, 1065 nucleotides long. Its product is annotated as piggyBac transposable element-derived protein 3-like. The transcript has 2 exons. The annotation marks the transcript as partial. The record is from RefSeq and is a predicted model, not a curated record. Lineage: Eukaryota; Metazoa; Arthropoda; Insecta; Hymenoptera; Cynipidae.